GUCACCAUGGUGACGGGGAAGACCUCGUGUAACCCAGGCGAAUAUGAGGUUGGAGAAAAUCUUUCCUGUAGCAGAGUCUGCCCAGCUGGCUACUACGUAAGCACACGCAUAGACCAGAACCACCACAUUGGAGCCUGCUCGCCUUGCCCGUCUGGAACUUUCAGAGCUCAUCCCAGUGAAGAGCCUCGAUGCGUGCCGUGUGCCCAGUGCCGAGAGGCAGAUCAGGAAGUGGUGAAGCGCUGCUCCACGACCAGCGACCAGGAGUGCCGGUGCCAGCCGGGCAAGUUUCUACUGUGACUCGAGGACUGCACAGAGAGCUGCUUCCGGUGUACAAGGUGUGGAGACGGCGCCAUCCUUCAACCCUGCACUGCCAUAAACAAUACAGUUUGUGCCUUAAACCCAGAGUCAG
Messenger RNA from Capra hircus (goat), 409 nucleotides. Its product is annotated as tumor necrosis factor receptor superfamily member 26. NCBI's taxonomy places the organism in Eukaryota, Metazoa, Chordata, Mammalia, Artiodactyla, Bovidae. The record is from RefSeq and is a predicted model, not a curated record. Gene Ontology annotation, cellular component: cell surface; plasma membrane. Gene Ontology annotation, molecular function: protein binding. Gene Ontology annotation, biological process: TRAIL-activated apoptotic signaling pathway; positive regulation of apoptotic process.